Bufo gargarizans (Asiatic toad) is the source of this 2038-nucleotide messenger RNA. RefSeq names its product gastrula zinc finger protein XlCGF26.1-like. Lineage: Eukaryota; Metazoa; Chordata; Amphibia; Anura; Bufonidae. The record is from RefSeq and is a predicted model, not a curated record. Gene Ontology annotation, biological process: regulation of transcription by RNA polymerase II. Bases 25 to 1533 code for a protein of 502 amino acids. Gene Ontology annotation, molecular function: DNA-binding transcription factor activity; RNA polymerase II cis-regulatory region sequence-specific DNA binding. The transcript is spliced from 2 exons.
CACAAGGAUCUGUACAAGGAGGCCAUGAUGGAGGAGCACCAGCCUCUUAUAUCACAAGCGAAUUCCAGUAAACAUUUUAAAGGAAACUUCAUGUUACGACCAAAUUAUAAAGUAGAACGUGAAGAUAUCAUGCAGCGCUCUUCAGGAGGCAACGUUAAUGUACAUUCAGAACUUCCUAAUACAGAUCUAUCACAUAAUCUUCCUAAUCAUGAGGAACCAUCUCUUAACCAAUCACAGAUUGUUACUAAAAGUACAGAUCAGAAAGGGGAUAAAAGGUUUAAGUGUAGUAAAGAGUUUACAAAGAGAUCAAGUUAUUCUACACACAGAAGAAUUCACACAGUGGAUAAGCAAUUUUCAUGUUCAAAAUGUGGGAAAUGUUUUACACAAAAAUCAAGUCUUGUUAUACAUGAAAGAAGUCACACAGGGGAGAAGCCAUAUUCAUGUUCAGAAUGUGGGAAAUGUUUUGCAAAUAAAUCCGGUUUUGUUAAACAUGAGAGAAUUCACACAGGAGAGAAGCCAUAUUCGUGUUCAGAGUGUGGGAAAUGUUUUAAACAAAAAUCAGAACUUGUAACACAUAAGAGAAGUCACACAGGGGAGAAACCAUAUUCAUGUACAGAAUGUGGGAAAUGUUUUGCACAGAAAACAAGUCUUGUUUCACAUAAAAGAGGUCACAGAGGAGAGAAGCCUUAUUCUUGUUCAGAAUGUGGGAAAUCUUUUCUACAGCAAUCAAGUCUUUUUUCACAUAAGAGAAUUCACACAGGGGAGAAACCAUAUUCAUGUACAGACUGUGGGAAAUGUUUUGCACAGAAGUCAAGUCUGGUUUCACAUAAGAGAACUCACACAGGAGAGAAGCCAUAUUCAUGUUCAGAAUGUGAGAAAUGUUUUACACAUAAAUCAAGUCUAGUUGCACACGAGAGAAUUCACAAAGGAGAGACGCCAUAUUCAUGUUCAGAAUGUGGAAAAUGUUUUACACGUAAAUCAAGUUUUGUUACACAUGAGAGAAAUCACACAGGAGAGAAGCCAUAUUCAUGUUCAAAAUGUGGGAAAUGUUUUGCAAAUAAAUCAGAUUUUGUUAAACAUGAGAGAAUUCACACAGGAGAGAAGCCAUAUUCAUGUUCAGAAUGUGAGAAAUCUUUUACAGAUAAAUCAAGUCUUGCUAGACAUAAGAGAAUUCACACAGGUGAGAUGCCAUAUGCAUGCUUAGAAUGUGGGAAAUGUUUUAAACAAAAAUCAGAACUUGUUUCCCAUGAGAUAUGUCACACAGGAGAGAAGCCGUAUUCAUGUUCAGAAUGUGGAAAGUGUUUUGCACAAAAAUCCACUCUAGUUACACAUAAGAGAUUUCACACAGGAGAGAAGCCAUAUUCAUGUUUAGAAUGUGGGAAACGUUUUACAGAUAAAUCAAGUCUUGUUAAACAUGAGAGAAUGCACACAGGAGAAACUCCAUAUGCAUGCUUAGAGUGUGGGAAAUGUUUUACUACUAAAGCCAAUCUUAAGAAGCAUCAGGCAAGUCACAAAGGAGAGAAGCAGUUUUAAAGUUUUGUAAGGAAUUUAAAUGAUAAAACUCAUUGGAUCAUGUCAAAGUAUAUCUUUUAUAUAAAAUAAAAAUGUUAAUAAAAUAUGGAAAUCAGUCAGGAAAUCCACUAGGCGGACAUAAAACGCCUUUCUUUUAUCUUGAGACUGUAAAUUUAAUUUUUGCAAUUAAUGAAAACAAAGGGGCAACCAAUUAUGCAAAUAUAUGUAAUAAUUUAUUUAUAAAUGAGUAAAAAUCCAAUAUAAAACUGACAUAAGAUCAAUGGAUAGACAAAUUGACGCAGUACCAACAAACCACCACUAGAUGGUGGUGUAAUCCACUAUCACUUUCUCAUCAGCACAGAAUUAUUAAAAGUAACAUAUGAUAAGAAAUAAAUGCUAUAUCUUUAUCAAACAGACCAAUAAUUAAUACAUCAAGAGAAGCUCAGGAUUUUCUGUUUACCAACAGGUUAUAACAUGACAAAAUACAGAUUAAUACAAGAACAAUAAAUGUUGUCCCUUAACUCUG